Messenger RNA from Fusarium graminearum PH-1, 1455 nucleotides. RefSeq lists its product as uncharacterized. NCBI's taxonomy places the organism in Eukaryota, Fungi, Ascomycota, Sordariomycetes, Hypocreales, Nectriaceae. Gene Ontology annotation, molecular function: FAD transmembrane transporter activity; ADP transmembrane transporter activity; NAD transmembrane transporter activity. The transcript has 3 exons. Gene Ontology annotation, cellular component: peroxisomal membrane. Bases 106 to 1143 code for a protein of 345 amino acids. The record is from RefSeq and is a predicted model, not a curated record.
CAUUUCCAUCCAUUCGGUUUCAUUCAAUUCAAUUGAAGCAACAAGCUUUAACGCGCCGCCUAUCCCUGCUCAAAUACUCACUUACACACUCCUCCAGACGCCAUCAUGUCGGACAACGUCGACAAGGAGACCACUCCUGAGAUCGACUCCCCUAUCACAAAGGUCGAGAUCACACCAACCAAGAUUGAGAUCGAAAAGGCGCCCGAGGUUCCCGCCAUCCCUCAGAACGACAAUGUCGCCCACGCUCUUGCUGGCGCUGGAGGUGGUCUCUUGUCCAUGAUCCUGACCUACCCUCUCAUCACCCUCUCUACACGCGCCCAGGUCGAGUCCAAGAAGGCCGAGAGCAAGUUCAGCGAGGCUGUUGGCAACAUCAUCGCCCGUGAGGGUAUCUCUGGUCUGUACUCCGGCAUUAACUCGGCCCUCUUCGGUAUCAGCAUUACCAACUUUGUUUACUACUACUGGUACGAAUGGACCCGCGGUUUCUUCGAGAAGGCCGCUGCCAAGGCUGGUCGCGCUGGAUCCAAGCUCACUACCGUUGAGUCGAUGAUCGCCGGUGCCAUUGCUGGCUCCGCUACCGUUAUCAUCACCAACCCUAUUUGGGUUGUCAACACCCGAGUCACCACCCGCCAGCAGGAGAAGAAGAAGGAUGUCGAGGCCGGCGAGUCUUCCCAGCCUGCCAAGGCUCCCAGCACCAUCGGCACUCUGCUGCUACUCCUCAAGAACGAGGGUCCUCAGGCUCUCUUCGCCGGUGUCAUCCCGGCUCUUGUGCUCGUCAUCAACCCCAUUCUUCAGUACACUCUGUUUGAGCAGCUGAAGAACACAGUUGAGAAGCGUCGCAAGGUGACUCCCGCUGUCGCCUUCUUCCUCGGCGCCCUGGGCAAGUUGUUCGCUACUGCGAUCACCUACCCCUACAUUACCGUCAAGUCUCAGAUGCACGUUCAAAGCGGCCAGAAGGAGGGCUCUCUUGCGGCUCUUUCUCGCAUCGUGCGUGAGAGUGGUUACUCUGGUCUCUACCGAGGUAUCGGUCCCAAGAUCACUCAGAGCGUACUCACUGCUGCUCUUCUCUUCGCCUUCAAGGACGUCCUUUAUGAGCAGACCGUGCGCCUUAGAAUGGCUCAGGCCGCUCGCCGCCGCGUCGCUUAAGCUACCUUAAUGUUAGUUUAAGUGCUGGUCACACAGGACCCAUCGUGAUAUCAAAGUAUUGAAGAUACCCAAUCAUUCUCAGUAUGCGCUUCAAUAUCAAAAAGCAUACAAUGAGAAUGCAUUUGGUUAUCAUUUCGGAAACUGCUAUUGUGUAAAUGGCGUUGUAUUUGGCUUAUAGCUUGCGGUCUGCUUGGGUUGAGAGGCAGGCCUGCCUGCUGCAGGAUGGCUGGUUAAGGAGGUAACUCUCAUUUGGAUACCCAAAUGUACGUUUGUAGUUUGAACAUAUCCUCAAUUUAUUCCCUUGUUUUUUUG